Molecule: messenger RNA, 495 nt
Organism: Fusarium oxysporum Fo47
Lineage: Eukaryota; Fungi; Ascomycota; Sordariomycetes; Hypocreales; Nectriaceae
Product: putative aldehyde dehydrogenase
Exons: 1
Coding region: 1-495 (164 amino acids)
Molecular function (GO): aldehyde dehydrogenase (NAD+) activity
Source: RefSeq, a predicted model, not a curated record
AUGGUCCUCAGGCAGAUAAAGACGCAGUAUGAGAAGGUUUUGUCUUAUGUCGAUGAGGGCAAGAAGUCAAGCACACUCGCACUUGGUGGGAAGGGGAGCUUUGAUAAGACUGGCGGUUUCUUUAUUGAGCCGACUAUUUUCUUGGACACAGCAGAAGAUGCCAAGGUCAUGAAAGAAGAGAUCUUUGGUCCCGUCGUCAACAUCAAUGUCAUCAAGACAGAAGAAGAGGCAAUCCGCAAAGCAAAUGACACAGAGUACGGUCUGUACGCGGCAGUCUACACCAAGAACAUCGACCGAGCUAUGAGAGUUGCCAAAGAGCUCAAUUCAGGCUAUGUCGGUAUUAACUGUACCAGCCCAACUACGGCGAGGGAUUUGCCUUUUGGUGGUUACAAGUCGUCGGGCCAGGGGCGUGAAGGGUGGCUUUAUAGUAUGGAUAACUUCUUGGAAGCCAAGAGUGUCAUGAUGAAGGUUGAGGGAAACGGUUCCAAGCUGUAA